UAUGGAUAUACAUAUUUACUUGGAUAUAUUUAUUAAUUUCAAUUUAGUACUUAGAGCCUGUGAAUCUGUUUUAAUAGGUGAUGCAGUUGAUGAUACUAGUAGAUAUGUUCCACCGUCAUUUGUUGACCAGUGCCCACCGCAAGACCUUUCCAAAAGCUAUACGGUGCCGCCUGGUAGGAACUACGUCACUAUAAAGUGGACGGAACCCAUUGCGAUCGAUCAGUUUGGAAAACAGCUAAGGGUUGAGCAAGUACUGGGUGUGAAGAAUGGAGGUCAGUUUACUGGGUCGGUUAAUUUUGAACGGCAUCAUAUAGUAUAUAUAGCCACCGACAACAACGGUUUGAAGGACAACUGCUAUUUUGCUAUAGACGUUCAAAUUUCAGAAUGUCGUACUCUUGGUAUAAUUGACAACGGUCGGUACGGCUGCACUGAUGGUAGUUUUCCCGGAAGUUCAUGUUUACUUAACUGCAGUAAAGGAUAUAUAGUAAAUAAGACCGACAAUAUUACAUGCGAUUACACUCCAGAUUCUGUACAAGCAAACCCGACCUGGUCUGAUUCACGGCAGUGUGAAAUACUAAAUUGCAGUCAACCAACUGUACCAGAAAAUGCUGAUAUUUCUUGCACAAAUUCUGAUAGCAGUUACCUGAGUGUAUGUUUCAUUCAGUGUAGACAGGGAUACACGCCAAGUGGACCAUUAUAUAUGAUGUGUAUGGCUGACGGCACCUGGUCGAGGCCGACGCGUUGUCUCGCAAAUUUAGCUUUUGAACAACAGUGCAGCUCUCUGCAGUGCAAUGGACACACUUGCAUAUUGGGCGUUAAUCAGGAAAUACACUGUUAUUGCUUAAACGGUUGGUCUGGACAAACAUGUGAAAUACCACCUGAUUAUUGCAAGGAUAAUGUUUGCAUGAACAAUGCAAGUUGUCUCAAUCAUAACCUUGGGUAUAAUUGCACUUGUCCCCAGUAUUAUUCUGGAGUGCUUUGCCAAAUAUCUCCAGUGAACGGUAACUGGUCAGAUUGGACAGCGUGGUCUAGCUGUUCACGUUCGUGUGGUUCUGGGAAUCAAACACGUUUUCGACAGUGUGAUAGCCCUUCACCUGGCCCUGGUGGGAUACCUUGUGAGGGAGAUGAAUUUGACAGUAAACCGUGUAAUUUGAGCAAAUGUAAAGUCUGUCCACCUCUAAAACAAUACAAUAGUUCACGGUCCAACUAUAGCUGUGAAAUCUACGACAAUUACGGUCAAGUAAAGUGUCAGACAGUAUGUGAAAAUGGAACAAUAUUACUUCCCCAAUUCAAGCAAUUCGACGAAAUAUUUUGUGGUUGGCCUACAAACAACGGGUGGAUUCCAGGAAAUAUUCAACCCACCUGUGUAGCUCCAGUUCCUCCAAAAGGUCUAAGACUUGAAGCAAACAUCUCAUACGAAAAGCGUAUACCCAAUGAAAAGGAAGAUGCAUUUAAACAAGAAGUGUUGGAUCAUUUACGACCGACCGACUGCUUUACGACUACCAAGACAAGAUGCAGUGCAAGUUUAACCUUUUCAAGCAUCUUAAGUCAGACCAGUAACAUCAUAUAUAAAUUGACAGUAAAUUUUCAAAUUAUGCUAGAUGCAGUUAUACGAAAACGGUCCACAACUUUUGUUGUAACAGAUGACGAUUCAUCACUAGAAGAUGCAAGACGUGUCCUUGAAAUGACUGCUGAUUACGUUAAGAAUUUUACGGCUGACAUAUUUGAUAUUCGUCUUGGGGAGACAUAUUUUAUUGCAGAUAAAAAGUCCCUUACUAUGUCAAGAUUUAUUGAUUGCGGAGCUGGAAAGGUCCCUCAGAACGGUGCAUGUGUGACUUGUCCAAAGGGAUGUUACAUAACAAAGGACCAGUGCGAAAUUUGUGGAAAAGGUUUUUAUCAAGAAGAGUCAGGACAGACUGAAUGUAAACCAUGCCCUGUGGGUUAUACAACAUCUCUGCCAGGAGCCGUUUUCCCUUACGAGUGCUCAGAACCAGUAGUCAAUACCUUGGAUAAAACCAUGGAUAUUGUGACUAUAGUGGUAUCGGUAGUAACAUCAAUUGUGUCACUUAUAAUAGCUAUCCUUACAUUUGUUAAGAUGUGCAACAAAUGCAGAGACGAAAGAAAAACAGGUCCAGAUGUAAGUGAACAAUUUUUAUUUAAUUAUUUUUUCUAUUUCAUGACUUUCCACAAAUACAAAAUACAGUUAACUCGAGCCAACUAA
Molecule: messenger RNA, 2221 nt
Organism: Ruditapes philippinarum (Manila clam)
Lineage: Eukaryota; Metazoa; Mollusca; Bivalvia; Venerida; Veneridae
Exons: 15
Coding region: 2-2221 (739 amino acids)
Cellular component (GO): cell periphery
Source: RefSeq, a predicted model, not a curated record